GCACACAGCGUUUGGCACGCCUGGAACACGUUCACCGAGGCAUAAGACCACAUUCCAUGUCUUUGCGCGAGUGAGCGCCCUCGUCGCGAGACCAUACUGCAGAUUGCAACAUGCGCGGUUUCUAUUGAAAAAGUUCUUCGAUAUCACCAUCUGACGUUCAACCUCACCAUGGUCUCAUUCUGGCCUUUCGGCGGGGACGAUAACAGCGCCGCGUCUUUCGAAAAGGCUCUCAGCCAGCUAUCAGAAAAGAUCACUACCGCCACAGCGCGCAAUGCACGUUUCAAACACCGACAGCGCAAGUACAAGGCCCUCUGGACUAUCUACACCGUCUUCGGAUACAUCUUGAUCGAUAUCAUCCUCAUUCUCGUCACGCGCUGGGAGAAUUGGGGUCCUCUGUCAUGGACCGUCGUGUCUGGCGGGCCUCUAGGCAUCUACAUCGUGCGCAGGAUACUGCACGCUUACUACGAUAGUCGUUUAACAGCUGGCCAAGAGCAUCUCGGCGAUCUUGUCAAGCAGCGAGACGAGACAUUGGAGAAACUCAAAGCGACCACAAAAUACGACAGCACGCAGAUAUUGCUCGAGAAAUAUGGUGGUUCGCCCAGUUCUAAGAGAGCUGAGUCUUCCAGCAACCUUCCAAGAAAGAGGCAGAAGUCGGACAAUGGUGCGGCAAUACAAAGAGCGCCAGUGAAUCAGCAGCCUGCGAGGACUGGCAUGCCUCCACCUGCUACUGCAAACAUUCAAGCUUCACCAAUUCCGCGCCAGCCGCAGGACUCGACGCGACCAUUGAGCUGGGCUGGCGGUCCCAACCCACCUCCACAGCAAGCAGGGCUCGCCAGUGCCAAUGCACCCGGCGAAGAGUUUGCUCCGAAUGCGUUUGCAAGCUCUACACGUCCACCCAUGCUCUCGGCUCCCUCGCAACAAUAUGCAGUGACCGGACCAAAGUGGUACGAUCGCAUCAUGGAUGUCAUUCUCGGCGAUGACGAAACGCAAGCCAAGAAUCGUUUGGUUCUAAUUUGCUCCAAUUGUCGACUUGUAAACGGCCAGGCACCACCGGGAUCGCGAACAGAGGAGGAUGUUGGGAAAUGGAGAUGCGGCGAAUGCAAAACGUGGAAUGGAGUGGAGAGUGAGGAGAAGAGAGUGCUCAAACACGCUGCACAGCGGGAACUGGAGCCACAGCCAAUUCGCCGUGCAGCGACAGACCUCGGCGCCGGGACACGAUCGCUUGGCGAGGACUUUGAACAUGUCGAAGAGGAGACCGAUUCGGAUGAGGUCGGUCAAGCUGAAGAGGCGAAAGGCGGCGAUGAUGCUCCACCGGCCAAAUCGACACGUAGCGCCUCACGGCCGAAGAGGAAAACAUGAUGCUGGGCAGUCAUUGCAUACUGAUGACUGCACUGUUACAUGCAUACCAUUACAUGGCAUAUUUUCAUUAUGAUCGGGAAAAAUGUAUGGGGUAUAUUA
Molecule: messenger RNA, 1458 nt
Organism: Dissoconium aciculare CBS 342.82
Lineage: Eukaryota; Fungi; Ascomycota; Dothideomycetes; Mycosphaerellales; Dissoconiaceae
Exons: 1
Coding region: 169-1359 (396 amino acids)
Biological process (GO): endoplasmic reticulum tubular network organization
Cellular component (GO): endoplasmic reticulum tubular network
Source: RefSeq, a predicted model, not a curated record